GAGCAGUGGCAGCUUGCUGCCGUCUCCGCACAGCCUGCCCAGACAGGUCUGGGGGGGAGGUGGAGGGAGGUAUUCCACCCUCCUUUCCCACUUUCAUGUGUUCUAUCCUGCCUCAUAACUACAAAAAAAUUUGUUGUAACAUCGUUAGAACUAGCGAUUUAUCUCUCCAAAGCCAGUAUCACUGGGUUUUGUUUGCCUUCCUGUUCAGAUCUCAAGGAAUGGUGUCAAUGGACAAGAAGCAAAAGCAAAAAAGGAAAAGCAACUGACUUUCUGUGAUAAUGGACAAAGGCUGUGGCAGAGUUUAGCACAAGUUCUCUCCCGUGCAAGCACAACAGACUGGCGCUCAUUAACAAAAGUAAAACAAUGUGAAAAAGGAUUAAAAGAAAGUCUCAGGUGCCAGUACUCUCAGCAGAUAUUGUGUGGUGCCGGUACUCUAAAGAGAAAAAUAAAGAGGUGCUGGUGUUGCAUACUUUCAGACUGAUACACAGGACCUGGUUUAUUUACAGCCAUAAACAUCUAAGCAAUGGCUCACCAAGAGACCCAGACCUCGCUCCCCAACCUCUUGCUGGAGUAUCUGGAGGAGCUCGAUGGUGAACAGCUGAAGAAGUUUAAAUGGAAACUGAGUCACACAAAGUAUAAAGAGUUAAAGCCCCUUCCCAAGGGUCAGGUGAAGGACUUGGAUAAAACAGACCUUGCCGACACGAUGAUAAGUUACUACAUGGAAGUUGGUGCUCUUGAAGUCACAAUAGAAAUCCUGAAGAAAAUGACCCUGAAUGACCUUGCUAAGAGACUGUGUAACCGAGUACGAAGUGAGCUGGGUGACAUAUUGGAGAAAAGGGAACUUAUGCUGGACAGAAUAAAAUGUAACCUGAAGAAUAAAUUUGAGUUUGUAACUGAAGGGAAAGCUAAGGAAGGGGAGUCAACACUUCUCAAAGAGAUUUACACAGAACUCUACAUAACUAAAGGUGGACCUGGAGGAGUCAAUGAUGAACAUGAAGUGAGACAGAUUGAAACAGCACCCAAGAAAAGGCGAACAGAAGAUACUACAGUCAAGUGCAAUGAUAUAUUUAAACCUUUAUGUGGGCUUGAGACACCUAUCAGAACUGUACUCACUAAAGGGGUUGCAGGUAUCGGGAAAACAGUCUCUGUGCAUAAAUUUAUUCUAGACUGGGCAGAAGGAAAAGCAAACCAGGACAUUCACUUCAUAUUUGCUCUUCCUUUCCGGAAUCUGAAUUUGCUUAAGGGUGAAUUCAGUCUGAUUGAACUUCUUCACCACUUUGACCCAGAACUAAAGUUAUUUCAAUCCACUGAGCUGUUUAGGUGCAAGAUCUUGUUCAUCUUUGAUGGUCUGGAUGAGUGUCGCCUUCCUCUAGAUUUUCAGAACAAUGUGAGCUGGUUUGAUGUAAUGAAGAAAACAUCACUGGAUGUGCUGUUGACUAACCUCAUUAUGGGGAAUCUGCUUCCAUCUGCUCUCUUCUGGAUAACCUCCAGACCAGCAGCAACCAAUCAGAUACCUCCUGAGUGCAUCCACCAGGUGACAGAGAUACGAGGGUUCAGUGAUGCCCAGAAGGAGGAGUAUUUCAGGAGGAGAUUCAGUGAUGAGAGCCUAGCCAGCAGGAUUAUAACACAUGUGAAAUCAUCAAGGAGCCUCUUCAUCAUGUGCCACAUACCUGUGUUCUGUUGGAUUUCAGCCACUGUUCUUGAAAGUCUUUUUUGUGAGACUGACAGUGGAGAAAUUCCAAGGACUCUGACUGAAAUGUACACACACUUCCUGAUCUUUCAGGCAAGUUUAAAAAAUGACAAGUAUAGGCUCCAGACCUCUGCGACCCAGAAUAGGCGAAGCUGGUACAGAAAACUGAAGGAUGGAUGGAUGAAAAAAAAUGAAACCAAGAUCAUUAAAUGCUUCCUUAUAAAACUCGGUAAACUAGCUUUUCAUAACCUUGAGAAAGGCAAUCUCAUAUUUUAUGAGAAAGAUCUGGAACAGAGUGACCUUGAUGUCAGAGAAACUUCAGUUUACUCUGGAGUGUGCACAGAAGUCUUUAAAAAGGAAUAUGGGUUGUAUCGGGAAAAGGUGUACUGCUUUGUGCAUCUGAGCAUCCAGGAGUAUCUUGCCGCUUUAUAUGUGGUUCUAUCAAAAUCAUCAGCUAGCCUACUGAAGACUGCAGUGAAACAGGCAUUAAACAGCAAGAAUGGACAUUUGGACCUCUACCUCCGCUUCCUCCUGGGCCUCUCAACAGACUCCAGUAAGACACUGUUAGAAAGGCUACUGGGACAGACAAGACUCAGCUCACAUAACAUUGGGAAAACAGCCCAAUACAUCAAGGGGAAAAUAAAGGAGAAUUUAUCUCCAGAAAGGACCAUCAACCUGUUCCACUGUCUGAAUGAACUAGGUGACAAUUCUCUAGUAGAGGAGGGACAAAGAUACCUGAAUUCAGGAAGACUUUCAGCAGAAGAUCUCUCACCUGCACAGUAUUCAGCUCUGGCCUUUGUGUUACUGAUGUCAGAAGAGGAGCUGGAUGUGUUUGAUCUGAAGAAAUUCUUCAGAUCAGAUAAUGAACACUGGAGGCUGCUGCCUGUGGUGAAGACAUCCAAGACAGCUCUCCUGAACAGCUGUAAUCUCACAGAGAAAUGCUGUGAUGCGUUGGCUUCAGCUUUAAGAUCAAACUCCUCACCCCUGAGAGAGCUGGACCUAAGCAACAAUGAGCUGCAGGAUUCAGGAGUGAAGCUGCUCUCUGCUGGACUGGGGGAUUCACACUGUAAGCUGGAGAUACUGAGGUCAGUCCAGUUUGACGGUACAAAUACUAAACUGGUACGUUAAUAUUAUAAAGUGUUUCUGUGGCUGCAAUGCAAGUCAGACAAUCGAACCGCUGCACUCACACCAUUUCAUUCCCACUAAGUAGGUACCAAUUUACAAUUUUUACUUUCCAGUUCUUUAUAUUUUUCAGAAAAGAGGACAUGAUGCACAUGUUUUCUUUUAGUAUUGUCAUACUGAUUUAAUAUUGUUAUACUUUAUACUAAAGUGAAUGUAUCAGCUGGACUUUUCACAGUUUCAUAACAGAGAAACCUAAAUCACAUUUGCUCUGUGAGAGCAGUCUGAUGUGUUUUACAGAGACUUGGCUACAUAGUGAUGUGCCGGAUUAUAAUAUUACACUGGGUGGCUUCAGCGUGAUAAGGAGUGACAGGACGAAGAGUGAGAGUGGUAAGAGGAAAGGAGGGGGGCUGGCUGUUUACAUCAAUGACGUGUGGUGUAACCCCGGUCAUGCGACUGUUAAGGAGCGCGUUUGUAGUCCGGAUAUUGAAUUGUUGGCUGUCGGACUUCGCCCAUAUUAUUUACCCAGAGAAUUCUCUCAUGUUAUAAUAACUGCUAUGUACAUUACUCCGUCCGCGAACACAGCCGCAGCGUGUGAUGUCAUCCACUCAGUCACCGUCAAACUCCAGACCCGGCACCCAGAUGCCUUUAUCCUGAUCUCCGGCAAUUUCAACCACGCAUCCUUGAAAAAGACUCUCCCCACUAUCACGCAGUAUGUGGAUUGCCAUACCAGGGGGGAUAGGACACUUGACUUUCUGUAUGCUAAUGUUAAAAGUCCUUACAGUGCUACAGCCCUGCCCCCUCUGGGGAAAUCAGAUCAUAACCUAGUUUAUCUCCAGCCAAUAUACAAACCCCUGGUUCAGAGGCAGCCUGCUACAGUGAGAUAUGUGAGAAGGUGGUCAGAAGGAGCCACUAAUGUUCUAAGGAUUGCUUUGAGGCUACAAACUGGGAAGUUCUCUGUGAACCAUAUAAAGAGGACAUUGAUGGUAUGACAGACUGCAUUACAGAGUAUAUAAAUUUCUGUGUGGAGACCUGUAUACCUAUGAGAAAUAUUCGCUGUUUCACCAACAAUAAACCCUGGGUCACCAAGGAUAUUAAAGCUUCCUUAAAUGAGAAAAAAGGGCUUUUAGGUCAGGUGAUAAGGAAGCAGCGAAGAAGGCUCAAAAAAUGUUGGCUGUCAAAAUUAGGGAGGGGAAAGAGUCUUAUCGCAAAAAACUGGAACAAAGGAUGAAGAAUAACAACAUGAGAGAGGUGUGGAGAGGCAUGAGGAGCAUUACUGGCUACAAGAUGAGUGGCCAAGCUAUUGAGGGUGAUGUGGAACGUGCUAACGAUCUCAACACCUUCUUUAACAGAUAUGAUGUCCCCUCGUGUCACACCACCAUCAACUUCAGCUUUAACCCUUAGGAGUCUG
Messenger RNA from Paramormyrops kingsleyae, 4220 nucleotides. NCBI's taxonomy places the organism in Eukaryota, Metazoa, Chordata, Actinopteri, Osteoglossiformes, Mormyridae. The record is from RefSeq and is a predicted model, not a curated record.